UUGUUUUCCUUUAUCAGGUGAAAUAAAGGCCCAUUACAAGCCCAAAAAACCAUCUUGCCUACUACGUAUAAACCGUAGAUCAAAACCCUAGUUUCAGCUGAACCGACACAACCACCAAUCGCAGUCGAAAAUGGACAAAAGUAUGCUCGGAGAUUUGGGCACUCUUCCGCCGGAAGAUCAAGCUCGCAUGUCUACCAUGAUCGAUCAGCUCCAAAUUCGUGACAGUCUAAGGAUGUACAACACACUUGUGGAACGCUGCUUUACGGACUGCGUGGACACCUUCAGGCGCAAAACUUUAGACAAACAAGAGGAAACAUGUGUGAAGAGAUGUGCUGAGAAGUUCUUGAAGCAUUCAAUGCGGGUCGGGAUGAGAUUUGCUGAACUCAACCAAGGGGCUGCCACUCAAGACGAAUAGUGAUUAGACCAAGGUUAUAUUUUCCGUUUUUGUUAUCGAAGCUUCUUCUCAGAUAAUUUUUGCUUUAGGUUUUUUAUUUAACAGUAUAAUUAUCAAGUGAUGUAUGCGCUUGCUAAUAUUCAUAAAUGUAUUUUUGGUUAUCAAAUAUUUUGUCGAAAGGACAUCCAUUGUUGCUUGGUGUA
Molecule: messenger RNA, 597 nt
Organism: Helianthus annuus (common sunflower)
Lineage: Eukaryota; Viridiplantae; Streptophyta; Magnoliopsida; Asterales; Asteraceae
Product: mitochondrial import inner membrane translocase subunit Tim9
Exons: 2
Coding region: 131-415 (94 amino acids)
Source: RefSeq, a predicted model, not a curated record